AUGUUGAGCAAGACGGCGAAGGAAGGCAAGACAUCGUAUCGAAUCCGCCACAAGCCUUCCAACAAAGCAUCUAAAUCGCCGCUAGUCGUGAAUGGAUAUGGUGUUGAACUUCAGCUCAAGCGAACAGACUACAUCGUCAUCGACGACAGACAGAAGGACGAGAGUCAACCCAGCGGACAGAAGCCGCUCGUCACCGGCCUAGAUGAAGACCAAGAAGUUGCGGACCUCAAACCCUUGUCCAAAGAUGAGGUCUCCGAUCUUGGUGUGAAAGCUGCCAGCUUUGUAAUGAAGAGCGACCAGCCCAUGGACACGCUUCUCAAGCUCGUACAGGACUUCCCAAAGUACUCCUCCAUCAUCGCUGGCCAAAACGUGUCGGAGAGCUUCCUGGAAGAGCAUACCAAGAACCGAGAAUUCCUUCUUCCUACUGGAUUCAACAUGAUCUGGAUCAAUGGCGUUCAGAUACCAGCACGAGAUGUGAACCCAUACUCUUUACUUUCACACCUUAGACGCGAGCGAACUUUGAUUAACGGCAUACGCAGCCAGGGUCUCUCUGCACCAGACGUUGUUGCACUUCUUUCACACGAAGCUAUUGCUGCAACUCAGACUCAAGAUGAACCUCAACGAUAUGAUUUCAGAGACGAAAUUGAAGGCGGCAAUGUGAUCAUGUAUCUGAACGAUAUUGAAAAGGAUGACAGAUACGAGAGUUGGCCCACUGACCUUCGAGCGGUAAGCCAAUUGCCCUCUGUCAGGCGCGAUAUACACAACGCCAUCGUUCCCAUUGACUUCACCUCUAUCGAUGAUGUCACUACCAUCGUCGACACGAUCUUGAGCUUGGUACAGAGAGGUAUCCCGUUAAGGUGGGGUCUCGUGCCCCAGAUCUUGACCGACGGCGCUCUAGAGCAAGCAAAGGUCAUCUAUUACCUACAGGAUGCCUAUGGGAUUGCUGGUGUAACAAGCUAUCUCCAAGAUUCACUCAAUAACAAAAAUCUUGCAUCACCCGACAAGAACGCUUUUGCUUCGGUUAUCAAAGACGGACAACUCGUUGCCGAUCGCGAAGCGCUAGAGCUUACUGAAGUACUCAAGUCGGAAGAGGUACUCAAAAGAGCAGAAGCAGCGAAGCAGUACCUGAAGCGUCUCGCUGCAAAUGUACCAAAUGCCCCGGUAUUUGUCAACGGUGUGCCAGUCGCUCAAACAGAUGAGUGGCUCGGUGUCCUCAGCCAGCGAAUUGGAUCGGAUCUUCGCCAGAUUCAGCAGAACGUAUUCAAUGGCGUCUUCAACGAGGACAGCUGGGUGCCCCAGUUCUUCCUGUUGCAGGCCUCCGCAAGGCGUAACCCCUUCAUCGUGCCGGAGAACGAGAAGAACAUCACACUCAUCAACAUGGCUGAGUUUGAGCAGGCUCACGGGGAGAACUUUGGCAAGAUGCCUCGCAUCAAAGCUGCGGAAUCUGCAAGCAAGAGCGACUGGGUUCAUAUUACAGUCCUUGGUGACUUUGAUUCUCCUUCUGGACUGGCACUGCUGAAGUCUGCUGCCACCUACCGCGAAGAAAACCCGAAUGCGGAGAUUGUCUUAAUUCACAACGCAAAUGCCGACUCCGAGCGCAACACCUCUGAUGAUCUCCUCAAAGCAUUUACCGAGUCGAAUGGUGAUUUUACUACAGAGGCACUGUCGGCAUUGUUAGACAAGACGUCUGACUCCCGACCUGUUACGGAAGAAUCAAAGGCGUUCUGGAAGUCCGCAUCGCCAAUACUUGAGGUAUUCACGUUGAAGCCAGGACAGAACGCAAUUAUUGUCAAUGGUCGCCAAGUUGGACCCAUUCCAGACGAUCUUGAAUUCUCAAAAGAUGACAUUGAGACACUUGUCACGUACGAGACGAACAAGCGGACUGAACCUCUGAGCCUUGCCCUCACCGACCUCGACCUCACCUCUAAACUUUCUACACCCUUUGAUGUUGCCAAGAUUCAAUCACUUGUCACGCUAUCCACUAUCUCUGAUGUGCCAGACGGCAUUUUUGAGUCUGCAUCUACACUGCGCAUGAGCAAGUUCAAUAACUGGACUACCGAGCACACUGCGAUCAUCAAGGGCGACUUCGACAAUGCUGUAUUCCAGAUUGUCGCUUCCAUCGACCCAGCCACUGAGCAAGCACAGAAGUGGAUUCCCAUCCUGAAGACACUCAGCGACAUGAAUGGUGUCCAUCUCAAGCUGUUCCUGAACCCCAAGCAAAUGCUCCAGGAGCUUCCGAUUAAACGGUUUUACAGGUAUUUGCUUGAUGCGAGACCAACCUUUAACGAAGACGGCUCGACUGGUAGUCUCGAAGCCGAGUUCUCUGGUAUUCCGAAAGAAGCAUUGCUCAAUCUGGGCAUGGACGUACCGCCGCCGUGGUUGGUUGCUCCAGAAGAGUCAAUCCAUGAUCUUGACAACAUUAAGCUAAGCACGCUUCCUGCUGGAAAGAAUAUCAAUGCUAUCUACGGUUUAGAAAGCAUCUUGAUUGAAGGACACUCUCGCGACACUACCCUUGGCGGUCAGCCACCUAGUGGAGCUGAAGUUGUCCUUGCGACUGAGAAGGACCCUCACUACGCCGAUACCAUCAUCAUGGCCAACCUUGGGUACUUCCAGUUCAAGACCAACCCAGGCUUCUACAACAUCAGGCUCAAGACCGGUCGCUCGCAGGAGAUAUUUAGCCUUGACAGCGCAGGCCCCAAGGGUUGGGCACCGCAGCCGGGUGACGAGACCACCGAGAUUGCGUUGAUGAGCUUCCAGGGCGCAACAAUCUUCCCUCGUCUUUCUCGCAAACCUGGUCAGGAAAUGGCAGAUGUUCUUACUCCAGAUGAGUCACUCGCCUCCGAACUCGUUGGCAAGGGUACAGAAAAGGUCAACAAGCUUCUAGGCAAGCUCGGCCUGAACUUUGACUCGCAAAAGGUCCUUGACAAGGGCGCCGAACUGCUUGGUAGCAAGUCUAAGAAGAAGGGCACCCAAGCCGAUAUCAACAUCUUCUCCGUCGCCUCAGGCCAUCUCUAUGAGCGCAUGCUCAAUAUCAUGAUGCUUUCUGUCAUGAAGCACACCAAGCACAGCGUCAAGUUCUGGUUCAUUGAGCAAUUCCUGUCGCCGUCGUUCAAGUCUUUUCUUCCACACAUGGCCGCCGAAUACGGUUUCGAAUACGAGCUCGUCACCUACAAAUGGCCACACUGGCUGCGCAGCCAAACCGAAAAGCAGCGCGAGAUAUGGGGUUACAAGAUCCUCUUCCUAGACGUCUUGUUCCCACUUGAUCUCGAAAAGGUCAUCUUUGUCGACGCCGAUCAGAUCGUCCGCACAGAUAUGUACGAACUCGUCACUCACGAUCUAGAGGGCGCACCCUACGGAUUCACACCUAUGGGUGACAGUCGUACAGAAAUGGAGGGCUUCAGAUUCUGGAAGACAGGCUACUGGGCCAACUUCCUGCGUGGAAGACCGUACCAUAUCUCCGCGUUGUAUGUCGUUGAUCUCGUCAAAUUCCGCCAACUCGCAGCCGGCGACCGCCUCCGUCAACAAUACCACCAACUCUCGGCCGAUCCAAACUCUCUCUCCAACUUGGACCAAGACUUGCCCAACAAUAUGCAGUUCAACCUCCCGAUCCAUUCGCUGCCGCAGGAAUGGCUGUGGUGCGAGACGUGGUGCAGUGAUGCAGAUCUGGAAAAGGCAAAGACGAUUGAUCUUUGCAACAACCCCAUGACCAAGGAACCAAAGCUCGACCGCGCCAGACGCCAGAUUCCAGAGUGGAAUGUGUACGAUGAGGAAGUGGGUGCUUUGGCGCGCAGAGUCAAGGGCGAAAAGGCGAAGGAGGAAGCGGUGGUGGAUGUCCAGGCCGAAGAGCAGGUCAGAGAGAAGAAGGAGAAGGACGAAGAGAGGAGAAGGGAUGAGCUGUAGACGCAUGCAUGUAUGGAAUGUUUAGACGAGCAGCUAUAGACAACCCUCAAUCGCCUUCCUU
This is a messenger RNA of Parastagonospora nodorum SN15, 3961 nucleotides long. RefSeq lists its product as hypothetical. Gene Ontology annotation, cellular component: endoplasmic reticulum. The record is from RefSeq and is a predicted model, not a curated record. The transcript is spliced from 3 exons. Bases 1 to 3900 code for a protein of 1299 amino acids. Gene Ontology annotation, molecular function: UDP-glucose:glycoprotein glucosyltransferase activity. Lineage: Eukaryota; Fungi; Ascomycota; Dothideomycetes; Pleosporales; Phaeosphaeriaceae.